Saccharomycopsis crataegensis is the source of this 2526-nucleotide messenger RNA. RefSeq lists its product as uncharacterized. Bases 1 to 2526 code for a protein of 841 amino acids. The transcript has a single exon. Lineage: Eukaryota; Fungi; Ascomycota; Saccharomycetes; Ascoideales; Saccharomycopsidaceae. The record is from RefSeq and is a predicted model, not a curated record.
AUGACGGAGACCAUAGCUCUCCCGAACCAUAAUAGUCUUUUGGUGGAGACGGAGACCAUUAAUACUAGUUCAACUCUCAGACUCGCUGAGACAGACGCGACGGGAACAGACACCACCAUCACACCCACUAUUAGUAACAAUAGUGCUCUAACUACUGCAACUAGUGAGCUGGGAGUGUUUGAUGAACGAAUACCGGGGCUCAAUGAUGCAAAAGUGAUACAUGGGGCGUUGAAGAAAUUGGUUAAUGUUGGUAAUAUGCAUUUGGUAGAUGACAAUCAGCAGCAGCAGCAUAUGAACUCACUCUCGCUACGAUCGAAAAAGAACAACCAUGGAAAUGGCACUAUCAAUAGCAUAACUAAUGCUCAAGCUGUGGUCUGUGGGGAAACUACCAGCGAAGCAAGUUCUGAUAAAGAGAGUCUGAAUAACCUCCAGAGAAAGUCAAAGAACAACAUGUUAAGAGCUGAAUUAUUUGAGACUGAUUUGGAAAGUGAAAUGCAAAAUGAUGCCGCCCAAUCUGACGGAAAUGAAACAUUUGUAUAUAGUAAUAGAGGUGAUGUAACCCAUAAUCCUGAUGCUUUGGAUGCAGAUUCACCAGAAACAAACAAUUUUCAAGCUUUCUUUGAUAGUUUGUACCAACAACGUCAUGCUGUUAGAGCCGAGCAGAAUGAAGAAGGGAAAGAAAAAAUAGUGGACUCCUCAUCAAAAUCUUCUCAAAAUAAAAACCAUGAUAUCCGCCAUCCGCAGCAAAUGAAUAUUUUUCAACACUCUACAAAUCCCGGAAACCACGACAGUGAUUUCAGCGACCUUACCAGCUUAUCAACGGUACAAGGAGGAGCACCUAACUUCCCUCAAGAUUGGGCUAGAAGAGACACAGCAAUACUGAUGAACAACCCAUUCUUGGGGCAAAAUUUCAACUUCAGUGGAAGGGACAGACAUAAUGAUUAUCAUCAUUUACAACCACAUCAUACUCAGUUUCAGGCAUUGCAGGCUCCUCAUGAUAUUAGGGCACACACAUUUAAAAAGAAAAACCCACUGAGAAACUUGGCCCAUGGAAAAAGUCCUGGUGAUGAUGAAAGGAUCAAAAAUAUUGAUGUCAAUGAAAACCAGUUAAUAAGGGUUCUUGAAGAUGACGGAAAUGAUAUAGAUGAAAAUGAGGAUGAAGAUGAUGGAUAUUCUUCUAACGAUUAUGACUAUUACGAAAUGUUAUAUGGAUCUUCAUCUUCGAAACACAUUGCGCCUCCUAUAGUACUUGAAAGAAAAGUUUCUGAUCAAUCGAUUCAAGAUACAGGCAAUCCAAAACUUGGGUCGCCAUUAGCGUACUAUACAUUUGACACAAAAAACAUUGAUUAUCCGAAUGAGGAGGUUGAAGUUGAUGAAGAGGAAGUGGAUGAAUCAGAAGGCACCAUCGAAACUAUUAAGCAAAGUUUAUCAAAAAGAAGAAAAACUUUAUCUGUAGAACAUAACGUCCACUAUAAUAAUAGAAUUUCCUCCUAUGGAAAAAUUCAUACAGGCCGGGGGAGGGGACAAGGAGGGCAGAAAUUCCAAAAUCAACACGUUUAUGAAAAUAAAGGCAAAUACAAAGGUAGCAGGUACUAUAGUAAUAACCUGCAUCAAAAAGGAGAGAAUCAGAAUGCUAUUCACGAUGGCGGACACUGGCAUGAUAAUGAUAAUGUGAAUCCAUCAAAAAGUGUGAAUUAUCUUCAUGACAGAUUUUUUUACUCUAUGCCGGACUCACGAGAUAAUGUCGGAAACUAUUUGGAGAGUAAGGAACAACCAUAUCUAUAUCCCGAGGGGCUGCAUAUGAUAGAUAUUGGCUAUGAAAAUGAGGAUGAUCUUGGGAACCAGGGACAACUUGAACAUCGCGAUGAAGAUUUUGAUGAAAGCAGUGGCCUUCUAUCUGCGAAUGUCGAUCCAGGAAUGAUGAAUUAUCAUUCAAUCACAAGCAAGCUACGCCAAUUCUAUCAUCAGACAUAUGCAUCAUCACCAGAAGUGUCACCGGAAUUGAAGCAAUCUAAUGCUUUCUUCAGUAAUAAGCAGAACACUCACUUAGCUUCGCAAAGUAAGAAACAUCAUUACCAAUAUCAUCAAAAGCAUGAUCAUCAGCGAAAAUACUCAGGGGCGUCAAAAAAAGCAUCUAGAAGAAUAAGACAUCAUAGCAGGAACCCAACUCAAUCUUCAAUUUCUUCCAAGAGUCAGUUUUCAAAUAAAUCCAACCUUAAUAACCAAAAUAUAUCUAAUAAUGCUAAAGGAAAUCAAAAAAUAGUGAGCUCUCCAGGCCGUGGAGGUUUUAAAUUGCGAGCUGCAUCGGGUGUUGGUGCAGGGGAUGGAGGCUACACAAUACCAUAUCCAUCUCAUUAUCAUCACCCUGAAUAUUAUGACGAGGAAAGUAUGGAAUAUUGUGGAAAUAACGGACUAAAUAAUAGCUGGUUAAAUUUGUUUAGAAAUGUAUUAGUGUCUCUUGGGGGAAUAUUUGUAUUAAUAGGAUUCGGAUUUAUUAUGGGAUUUUUUAUAGCGGUUUACGGAUGA